Cucurbita pepo subsp. pepo (vegetable marrow) is the source of this 3675-nucleotide messenger RNA. The record is from RefSeq and is a predicted model, not a curated record. NCBI's taxonomy places the organism in Eukaryota, Viridiplantae, Streptophyta, Magnoliopsida, Cucurbitales, Cucurbitaceae.
AUGCAGAUUGAAGAUUGUCUGUACCAGAAAGGUCUUCACAAACCCCUGUUGGGGGUGAAGCCGGAUACUAUGACCACAGAGCAGAGGAAGCUCAAGGAUCGUCAGGCCUUAGGGUUGAUCCGGUUGAUGCUGUCCAAAAACAUGGCGUUCAAUAUUAUCAAGGAGAAGACAACGCCAGAUUUGUUGAAGGCGCUGUCGAAUAUGUACGAGAAACCGUCAGCUAUGAAGAAGGUGUAUUUGAUGCGGAGGCUGUUUAAUCUACAAAUAUCUGAAGAUGGAUCUGUUGUGGACCAUAUAAUUGAAUCCAAUGUGAUCAAAGAACACAGCAAGAAUUAUGCAGAAAUUGAGGAGCAGCCUAAAAUGCAAACAACAGCCAGCAAUGGACAAGAGAGCAUAACAUACACACCAUCACCUCCUUUUCCACAAAGAAUAAAGAGAAAGAAAGAGGAAGCCCAUUUUGAGAAGUUUAUGGAUGUUCUGAAGGAAAUUCAUAUAAACAUACCACUUGUGGAAGCUUUGAAGCAAAUGCCAAAUUAUGUGAAGUUCUUGAAGGAUGUACUCACUAAUAGAAGAAAGUUUGAAGAAUUUAAGGUGGUGUCAUUAAAUGAAGAGUGCAGUGCAAUACUGAAGAACAAGAUCCCACUAAAGGAGAAAGAUCCUGGAUCGUUCACUAUUCCUGUAUCAAUUGGAGGAAAGGAACUAGGAAGAGCAUUAUAUUUUAUCAUUUUAGAUUAUGAAGUCGAUCAUAAUGUUCCAAUUAUUUUGGGGAGGCCAUUUUUUAAGACUGGAAGAACAUUAGUAGAUGUCUACAAAGGAACCAUCACGUUAAGAAUGGGUGACCAAAAAGUUGAAUUUAAUAUCAAUGACAACAUGAAAUAUCCAGCAGUGUAUGAAUUGACAGAACAACCAGCGACCGAGGAAUGGGAUGAUGAGGAAAGCGAGCAGGAACAAGACAAAUGUGAGGGAAGAAAGAGUUCACCGAUAAGACCAUCUAUUGAGGAAGCGCCGCAACUGAACUAGAAACCACUACCACCUAACCUUAAGUAUGCUUAUUUAGGUGACAAGAAGACACUACCCAUCAUCAUCUCAGCGACACUAUCCUCGACUCAAGAGGAUAUGCUCCUAGAAACAUUGAAGAAGCAUAAGGGGGCGAUAGGUUGGACAUUGGCGGAUAUAAAAGGAAUUAGCCCUUCACUAUGCAUGCACAAAAUACAAUUGGAGGAAGGAAAAGUUAAGUUCAUUGAGCAACAAAGACGAUUAAAUCCCAUGAUGAAGGAGGUUGUUAGAAAGAAGAUUCUCAAAUGGCUAGAUGCUGAAAUAAUUUAUCCAAUUGCAAAUAGCAGCUGGGUCAGUCAUAUUCAAUGUGUUCCGAAGAAAGGAGGGAUAAUAGUAAUGGUACAUGAGAACAAUGAGUUGAUCUCCACUAGAAUAGUGAAUGAAUGGAGAAUUUGCAUGGAUUAUAGAAGGCUAAACAAAGCGACACGUAAAGAUCAUUUUCCCUUACCAUUCAUUGAUCAAAUGCUUGAUAGGCUUGCCGGAAAGUCACAUUAUUGCUUCUUGGAUGGUUAUUCGGGAUACAAUCAAAUUACAAUCAGUCCAGAAGAUCAAGAGAAAACUACAUUCACAUGCCCAUAUGGAAUUUUUGUCUUUAGACGAAUGCCCUUUAGACUAUGUAAUGCUCCAGCAACAUUUCAACGUUGCAUGAUGGCCAUUUUUACAGAUAUGGUAGAAACAUUUAUGGAGAUAUUCAUGAAUGAUUUUUCGGUUUAUGGAGAAUCUUUUGAGACUUGUUUGUGCAAUUUAGGGAAGGUUCAACAAAGAUUUGAUAGAGCCAAGAUAGAAGCUAUUGAAAGAUUGAAUCCACCUACGUCAGUUAAAGGUAUAAGAAGCUUUUUGGGCCAUGUAGGGUUUUAUAGGAGGUUUAUUAAAGAUUUCUCCAAGAUUGCAAAACCGUUGUGUAGUUUGUUGGAGUCAAAUAGAAAAUUCGGUUUUGACAAACAAUGCAUGACUGUCUUCCAAGCAUUAAAGACAGCGCUGACCACAGCUCCUAUAAUGUCAACACCCGAUUGGAAUUUACAAUUUGAGUUGAUGUGUGUUGCUAGUGGCCAUGCUGUGGGGGAAAUGUUAGGACAGAAAAAGGGGAAGGUACUUCAUCCUAUCUAUUAUGCCAACAAAACGUUGAAUGAGGCUCAAGUGAAUUAUACAACCACUGAAAAAGAAUUGGCCGUAGUAUUCGCUGUUGAAAAGUUCAGAGCUUAUUUAUUUGGAGCGAAGGUGAAAGUGUACACUGAUCACACAGCAAUCAAGCACCUAAUGAUGAAACCGAAUGCCAAGCCAAGAUUAAUUAGAUGGAUUCUAUUGAUACAAGAGUUCGAGAUAGAAAUCGUGGACACGAAAGGAGCUAAUAACCAUGUAGCGGAUCACUUAUCUAGAAUGGAGAACAUGGAAGGAAAGGUCAAUAGCAAAGAAAUUGAUGAUGCAUUUCUGGAUUAACAGCUGCUUGGGAUAAAAAGCAGUAGCAGAAUGACAGCAACUCCAUGGUAUGCAGACAUAACAAAUUUUUUGGCUUGUGCCAUCAUACCCGAAGAAAAACAAAGGAAGAGAUUUUUCCAUGAAUCCAAAAGUUACAUUUGGGAUGAACCUUUUCUUUUUAAACAAUGUGGAGACCGCAUAAUGAGAAGAUGCAUUCCAGACAGUGAAAUUUGUGAUCAAUGUCAAAGGACGGGAAAUAUCAGUAAAAGAAAUGAGCUACCCCUGAAUUCAAUUUUAGAAGUGAAACUUUUUGAUGUAUGGGGCAUUGACUUUAUGGGACCAUUUCCGCCAUCUUAUGGGAAUUUAUAUAUUCCAGUGGCUGUCGACUAUGUGUCCAAGUGGGUGGAAGCAAUAGCUUGUCCAUCCAACGAUGGGAAGACGGUACUCAAGUUUUUAAAAAGAAACAUAUUCACUAGGUUUGGUGUACCAAGAGCAUUAAUCAGCAAUGAGGGAACGCACUUUGUGAACAGAUUGAUGAAUAGUCUUUUAGAGAGAUACAAUGUAAAACAUAGAGUGGCGACACCUUAUCACCCACAAACCAAUGGGCAAGCAGAGGUCUUCAACAGAGAAAUUAAAAGUAUUUUGGAAAAGGUGGUACAACUCAACAGGAAAUAUUGGUCAAUGAAACUUGAUGAUGCAUUAUGGGCAUACAGGACAGCCUUCAAAACCCCUUUAGGAAUGUCUCCUUACAAGCUAGUUUUUGGGAAGGCAUGUCAUCUACCCCUGGAAUUGGAACAUAGAGAAUUUUGGGCAUUAAAGAAGUUAAAUUUUGACUAUACAACAGAUGGAGACUUGAGGCGAAUGCAACUAAAUGAAUUGGAAGAAUUCAGGUACCUAGCCUACAAAAAUGCUAAGAUGGACAAAGAAAAAACAAAAAUGUGGCAUGACAACAAAAUUAGGCCCAAGGAAUUCUACAAAGGACAAAGAGUGUUGCUAUUCAACUCAAGGCUGAAAUUAUUCGCUGGAAAAUUAAAAUCAAGAUGGUCUGGUCCAUUUAUAGUUGAAGAAGUCACUCCCUAUGGGGCAAUAACGAUAAAACAUGGAGACGAAAGGAGACCUUUCACAGUGAAUGGACAGAGACUGAAGCCAUAUUUGGGUGGAGAAGUAAAAAGAGGCAUUGCCUCUUUAAGUUUAAAAAGCUAA